GGACUGACUGGACUGACUGGACUGACUGGACUGACUGGACUUGACUCGAUUCCACUCACGUCCACCGUGUAAACCUCUACUUUAUUUCGUGACGCCUCCUCCUGCUCUCCACCCGUCCACCCGUCCACCUCCUCCUUCACCCGUGACCCGUCGCGGCCCACACGAGCACGCGCACCAGAGACUCAAAAACUCUUGCCCUUUCAUCUAUCCAGACCCGAGGCCUCUGCUGGGCUGCUCAGCUGUUCCCCGUCCUGUGGCAGAGCUGGAGCAAGAGCAACAAGAAGCUCUCGCAAACAACCUUGGGGGGCAAGAGCUCGCACGUGUCCGGCACUCGCCCAACCCCCUCCUCCAACACGCCACCCCGCCUUUUUCGGAUCGGCGCGGAGGAAGCUGGCAGGCCUCUCUCCAAAAGCUUCUUUGUUCACAAAAGACGAGAUAGGAGACACAUUCCGGACCUAGGCCUUUUCAACAAUCGUUCGACAAAUCGGUCCAGCUCUUAUCUUGGGAGGCUCCGUGCCGCGAAGACCGACCCACGCCGACCCCCGGCCGGACUGCCUGGCAAUGGCCAGUUGAGUCGAGCAGAAGGCUCACUCAAGAACCGCUGCACUGGCUGUGUUGUUUCCACCGCCUCAUCCCGUUUUACCUCACCUUGUUCAUGAAUGAGGCCACGCUGUGGCGGUGUUGAGCUUAGCAACGACCCCACUUCCGUGUAUACGGACCAGCCCUCGACCCCGGCCUUCUGGAUCCUAAGCGGAGUAGGGAAAGUUCGCCACGCAGGCGAUUUCUGAGGCGACGCCAAGGCUGGGAGGACUGAGGGCUUUUUGGAUGACUGUAAACUAACGAAACCGCUCUUGCGAAUUGUGUGAUACACCAGCCGGACAAUGGGCGAAUCACUAUCUGCCGCAGCCAUGGCGGUCAUGGCGAUAGAUGCCGAGGAAAUCGAUGCAUUCACCAACGAUCCGGCUAUUUUAGAUGCCCCUGAGAUCCUCGAGCCCGACUCCACGCCAAAGAAGAAGGGAAACCGCGAGAGGCUGCUCCGAGGCCUUCAGCGCAUGUCCUCCUCGCCGUCCUUGGCUCGAACCGGCCGCGCGAGAGCCUCCACCAGCCCGUACCAUGGCCCUGGGAGCUUCUCUUGUGUGAGCCUGGCGACCAAUCCCUCGCCUUUUGGCCAGCCAAGCUCGGGGUAUUUCUCCACGUCUUCCCACGGUGGGCUGUCCACCGCGCCCACGUCUAUCCCUGGUACCCCCAGUCAUGAUGGCAGCGUCGAGCAUGCCCUCGCAACCCGGAAAGUCACCAAUAUCGACAUGGCCGCCUCUUCGACUCUGACCGUCCCGCUGCCAGUGGACCUGAGACCAAAGCGGACCAUCUUCAAUAUUUGGCAACAUCUUCCUCGGGAGAUCAAGAUCCACGUGUUGGCAUUCUUACAGCCCAGGGACCUCGUCCUGGCCUCAGCUGUAAGCAAGGAAUUCCACGAGCUCUGCCACGACGGCCAGCUAUGGACUUCGUUCGAUGCUUCCGAGUUCUAUCAGGAUAUACCGGCAGAGUCUCUCGCCAAGAUCAUCGUUGCUGCUGGGCCGUUCAUCAAGGACCUAAAUUUGAGAGGCUGUGUCCAAGUCGAGCAUUACAAGAGGGCAGAAACUAUUGUCAAGUCUUGUAGGAACCUCAUCAAUGCCACCCUGGAAGGCUGCCGUAACUUACAACGGACGACACUUCACAACCUGGUGAGAAGCAAUGACAAACUCGCCCACCUCAACCUCACCGGCCUCACCGCGGUGACGAAUACGACUUGCAAGCUCAUCGCUCAGUCCUGUCCGUCCCUGGAACUUCUCAAUGUCUCUUGGUGCAAGCACAUGGAUGCCGAGGGUAUCAAAAUCGUGGUGGAGGCCUGUAGGAAGCUCAAAGACCUGCGAGCUGGAGAGGUCAAGGGAUUCGACGACUCGAGCGUUGCGUCGGCCAUUUUCAAGACGAACAAACUAGAGCGGCUGAUAUUGAGCGGAUGCAACGACCUCGACGACGUGACUCUACAAAUCAUUGUCCACGGAACCAACCCCCCGAUCGACAUCUUGACAGACCGACCAAUCGUGCCUCCUCGGAAGCUUCGUCAUCUCGACCUCAGCCGAUGCAAAGCCCUGACCACGCGUGGCGUACAGGCCCUCGGCCAUUGCGUUCCAGAACUUGAGGGCCUGUCAGUGGCCCAUUGCACUAACCUGACUGAUGCGGCCUUGGAGCCGAUACUGGCCACCACGCCUCGGUUGACACACUUGGACCUGGAAGACUGUCGCGGUAUCACCAACCACCUGCUGUCCGAGCAUCUGGCCAAGUCUCCUUGUGCGGCGAAUCUCGAGCACCUGUGCAUCAGCUCCUGCGAGAACCUGGGUGACACCGGGAUGCUUCCCGUGAUUCGCAACUGCAAACGCUUGCAGUCGGCAUACCUAGACAACACCCGUGUCUCCGACCUGGUCCUCGCCGAGGCCGCGUCCAUGGUCCGCAAGCGAGCCAAGAGGACCAACGACCGGACCCAGCGGCCACAGAUCGGGCUCAGCAUGGUCGUGUACGACUGCCAGCACGUCACCUGGACCGGGGUUCGGGAGGUUCUGUGCCGCAACGCAGAGAUCAAGAACCCGCGUUCCGAGGACGGCGAGAGGCUCUCGACCUACCCAACCGAGAUCAUUGCCCUCAAGGCCUUCUACGGGUGGCAGAUGACCAUCGACGAGCAGACGAAGCGCGUCCUGCGUGGCGACCUGGCGGCCGCGAACAGGCUCGAGCGCAAGUGGGCCGAGUACAUGCAGGCGAAUGAGGAGGCCGGCGUGGUGGGUGCCGGCGGCCGUAGGAGGCGCAGGCGGGCGAGGGAAGCGCAGAUGGCGCAUGACGAAGAGGAAGGCGGCGCUGGUGUCGGCCCCGGUGGCGGGAGGAGAAGGGCCCGGACGGCGGCUUGCGCCGUAAUGUGAGCGGGGAUCCCGAGGGGGAACAGAAGGCUGAGACAUCAUUUGACCUCGAAUUAGCGGGAGGCGCAUUUGUCGCAAGACGCACGAGACCGGUCGGUGGUCUUGAUCGACCGGGAUUCCGUGCAAAGGGACACGGAGAUCGGGGCUUGUGCUUGCUUAUACGGCAUCAUUUCCUUGUCAAUUACACGCAUCAGGGACGGGGGUUAUCUGGGGUGGCACAGGAUUGGAUGGAUACUCAGGAGCAUUGCUUUUUUUAUACUGUUUCCAUUAUUCC
Diaporthe batatas is the source of this 3219-nucleotide messenger RNA. RefSeq lists its product as uncharacterized. The record is from RefSeq and is a predicted model, not a curated record. The transcript has 2 exons. Gene Ontology annotation, cellular component: SCF ubiquitin ligase complex. Gene Ontology annotation, molecular function: protein binding. Gene Ontology annotation, biological process: SCF-dependent proteasomal ubiquitin-dependent protein catabolic process. The coding region runs from base 882 to 2948 and encodes 688 amino acids. NCBI's taxonomy places the organism in Eukaryota, Fungi, Ascomycota, Sordariomycetes, Diaporthales, Diaporthaceae.